Messenger RNA from Silurus meridionalis, 1454 nucleotides. It is a transcript of the gene dcun1d5, whose product is annotated as DCN1, defective in cullin neddylation 1, domain containing 5 (S. cerevisiae). Gene Ontology annotation, cellular component: ubiquitin ligase complex. Gene Ontology annotation, molecular function: cullin family protein binding; ubiquitin conjugating enzyme binding; ubiquitin-like protein binding. Gene Ontology annotation, biological process: positive regulation of ubiquitin-protein transferase activity; protein neddylation. The coding region runs from base 251 to 1108 and encodes 285 amino acids. The record is from RefSeq and is a predicted model, not a curated record. The transcript has 13 exons. NCBI's taxonomy places the organism in Eukaryota, Metazoa, Chordata, Actinopteri, Siluriformes, Siluridae.
CUCCUGCUUUCUUCAUUUACACCAAAAAAACUCUUGACAAGAACUUUCCAGAUUUCUCUCGGUUCCUCCAGAAGCACGACACUAAAGUACUUCAGCCGAAAACUCAACCCGAGAUUCGUCCUCAAACCUGAAAAUCUGAGAACUUUGGUGCGGCCUGGAGGACAUUAAGAACGUCUCUCAAACACUGGAUAGACUUUGCUUUAAACUCAUUUGCGAUAUGUCUGGCACGAGGCUGAGAGCAAUGUGAAACAUGCACGGUCAGCGAGAAACAGGUUGCCUUGACAACCCUGCUGUAAAACGUCUUGCACGUGGUGUCCGCGGGCAUGAGAACAUUGUCGACUUGAAUGGACAAAGUGGCUGCGUGUCCACAGAUUCUGCAAGGCUAAAUAACCCGUUUGGAAACCCCAUUAUGCCUGUAAAAAAGAAAAGAAAGUCGUCUGGUUCUGAAGACCCCAGCAUCCGAAAGUGCAAAAUUACCAGUUACUGUAGAACACAGACUUCUGGUAGAUUGAUAAACCCUGAAGAUCAGUUCUCCAGCAAGAAGUGCCUGGCGUGGUUUUACGAGUAUGCAGGGACAGACGAUGUGGUGGGACCCGAAGGCAUGGAGAAGUUCUGUGAGGAUAUAGGGGUUGAACCAGAGAACAUUAUCAUGUUAGUCUUAGCCUGGAAACUAGAAGCACCAAAUAUGGGAUUUUUCACAAAAGAAGAGUGGAUGAAGGGAAUGACAUCACUGCAGUGUGAUUGCACAGAACGGUUGCAAGGCAAACUCGACUACCUGCGCUCUCAGCUGAACGACGCAGUCGUGUUCAGGAACAUUUACAGAUACGCCUUUGACUUUGCCAGGGAUAAAGAUCAGCGUAGUCUAGACAUGGACACUGCAAAGUCCAUGUUGGCGCUGAUUCUCGGAAGGACGUGGCCCCUGUUUCCUGUGUUUCACCAGUUUUUGGAGCAAUCUAAGUAUAAGGUCAUGAACAAGGACCAGUGGUACAACGUCUUAGAGUUCAGCCGCACUGUUAACUCAGACCUCAGUAACUAUGACGAGGACGGAGCUUGGCCUGUAAUGCUGGACGAGUUUGUGGAAUGGUAUAAAGCCCGACUGACUUUAUAGCAUCACAUGGUCAUGCAUGUGAAAUAUAAGGGCAAAGAAAUUUAAGGGCAGAAGCACAUCAAUGGACGCCAUCCCUCCACCUUAAACAGUCCAGAGAACCAAUCGCACACCUUCCCAGGAAAGCCAUCAUGCUUCUUGUGGGACCCAUCACUCCCCAGAGACUUACAGUGUUAAUUUAACUUGGGGGGGAAAUGUUUGAAAACAGAGGGAACUGCUUCUACUCGUGUUGCAUCUUUCACAGCAGUUUCAUUGCCCGUGUUGUUCGGUCUGGUGGAGGGAAGUCAUCUGUUUAUGUAAUAUUUUUGUUUAUAGUGUUUUCAAAGGAAAAUAAAGGAACUGUAUGGAA